This is a messenger RNA of Ascochyta rabiei, 165 nucleotides long. RefSeq lists its product as uncharacterized. The transcript has a single exon. The record is from RefSeq and is a predicted model, not a curated record. The coding region runs from base 1 to 165 and encodes 54 amino acids. Lineage: Eukaryota; Fungi; Ascomycota; Dothideomycetes; Pleosporales; Didymellaceae.
AUGACCAAGAGUAUGGUAGGCAUGACAAGAGAUCUAGAUGGCAUUGUCGUGCCCUACUACGACAACCUGCCAAGGCCUUACUACAAAGGCAAGGGUAACAAGGAUGGAGAGAAAACCAGGAGGGACAAUGGGCCUAGUGCAGACAUUACCCGGGGUGCGGAUUGA